AUGAUUCAGCAGAUCCAAUCGUCUUUGCAAGACUUAAUAUUCAUUUUGUGUUACCUGUGGGAGGAGGGGGGGAACCUUAUAAGCACAGUUCUAGAGCAUGAACCAAAACCCACGGGUCCAAAUGAUGAAGAGGAGGAUGAGGGAGAACAGUUUGACUUUGACAGUGGAGAUGAGAUACCAGAAGCAGACAGGCAAGCCCUUGUGCCACCUAUUCCUGGUCCUGGAAAUCACAUAGAGCACCAAGAGGCUGAUGCUGCAGGUAAGUCAGCCUCUGAUAAUUUGGAAAACAGCGAGAAGGUGCAAACAUCAGAACCUGCUGGACAAGGCACUCCAGCCAAAGUAAAUCCCUACUCAGUCAUAAAUAUUUCCCCAAUUCAAGACAAAGAUCCAUCCUCAUCACCAGAACCAAGUCCUCAAGACGAAUGUGCAAGUCCCAACUUGUCUGGUGGAUACUCUGUUCCUGUCCCUUGUGGAUAUGCUGUGCCAUCCAACUUACCUUUGAUACUGCCAGCAUACUCCAGUCCUGUCAUCAUACGCAGCGUUUCUGUAGAUGAAGAAGGUACACAGUCAGCAACUGAAGAAUGUCAUUAUAAUUCUGUAAACUUGGAGGACCCUCAGAAUAGUGAAGAUAACCAGACCAAGAGAGAGGAUGAUGCUCUGGCCAAAUGGGUUGCAGAUCCUGCAAAUACAGCAUGGAUGGAAAACCCAGAUGAGGUAAUCUAUGAUGAUGUGCCAAGAGAAGAUUCAGACUCUGAACCAGAGGAAAUGAUUUAUGACGAUGUUGAAAAUGGUGAUGAUGGUGGAAACAGCUCACUGGAAUAUGGGUGGAGUUCAAGUGAGUUUGAAAGCUAUGAAGAACAGAGUGAUUCUGAGUGUAAAAAUGGAAUUCCCAGCUCCUUUUUGCGAGGCAACCACAAGAGACAUCUUUCUCAUGACCUAACGCGUUUAAAGGAGCAUUAUGAAAAAAAGAUGAAAGAUUUGAUGUCAAACACUGUGGGAGCAGUAGAGAUUCAGCAACUAAAGCAAAAACAUGAGCUGAAGAUGCAAAAGCUUAUGAGAGCUGCUAGAGAAGGUACUAAAGAUGGACUUGAAAAGACAAAAGCAGCUGUGAAGAAGGGUCGUUCCUUCAUUCGGACAAAAUCUUUCAUUUCUCAAGAUCAUAAGUCAUCUUGUCUGGAAGAAGAAGAGUUAAAUUUAUUUAUUGAUGUGGACUGUAUGCAUACAGAAGCAAUUAUGACUCCUAUGCCUGAAGGAUUAUCACAGCAGCAGGUUGUGAGAAGGUAUAUUUUGGGCUCUGUAGUUGAUAGUGAGAAGAAUUACGUGGAUGCUCUCAAAAGAAUCCUGGAGCAAUAUGAGAAGCCCCUUUCAGAUAUGGAACCAAAAUUACUGAGUGAAAGAAAACUUAAAAUGGUUUUUUAUCGAAUUAAGGAGAUUCUUCAGUGCCAUUCAAUGUUUCAGAUUGCACUGGCGAGUCGUGUAUCUGAGUGGGACUCUGUUGAAAUGAUCGGUGAUGUCUUUGUUGCUUCAUUUUCUAAAUCUAUGGUAUUGGAUGCAUACAGUGAAUAUGUAAACAACUUCAGCACAGCAGUUGGGAUUCUCAAGAAAUCUUGUGCCACCAAACCUGCCUUUUUAGACUUCUUAAAGAACUGUCAGGAGUCAAGCCCUGAUCGCAUUACACUGUAUGGUUUAAUGAUGAAACCUAUCCAACGUUUUCCACAGUUCAUUCUACUAUUGCAGGAUAUGUUGAAGAACACUAAUAAAGGACAUCCUGACAGAUUACCUCUACAGAUGGCUCUUACAGAACUGGAGACACUGGCAGAGAAGUUAAAUGAAAGGAAAAGGGAUGCAGAUCAGCGCUGUGAAAUAAAACAAAUAGCAAAAGCAAUGAAUGAACGUUACCUGAACAAGCUACUCAGCAGCGGAAGCAGAUACCUCAUACGGACUGAUGAUAUGGUUGAGACAGUCUACAAUGACAAAGGAGAAAUUAUCAAAACCAAAGAACGGCGACUUUUCAUGUUAAAUGAUGUGCUGAUGUGUGCAACAGUAAAUAUUCGCUCUUCCUAUGAAAGUGGUGGCACCGUGACAACUGGCCAGAGGUAUUUGUUGAAGUGGAGCGUACCGCUGGGACAAGUGGAUGUCAUAGAGUAUGGCAGCAGUGAGGGUCAAGGAGACAACUGCAGGUUCCCACCCCAGCUCUCUGCUGAAAGUGUCGUCAUUAACUCUAAGCCAAACAAGCUCUAUAUGGGACCAGGGCAACUGUACCAUGAUCUGCAGGACCUUUUACACGACUUGAACGUACUUGGUCAAAUUAGUCAAUUAAUAAGCAGCCUUAAAGGAAACUAUCAGAACUUAAACCAAUCUGUAGCCCAUGACUGGACUUCAGGUUUACAAAAACUGAUUUUGAAAAAAGAAGAUGAAAUCAGGGCAGCAGAUCGCUGUAGAAUUCAGCUGCAACUCCCAGGAAAACAGGACAAGUCUGGGCGGCCAACUUUCUUUACAGCUGUGUUCAAUACAUUUACCCCUGCCAUCAAACAGUCUUGGAUCAACAAUUUACAAAUGGCUAAACUGGCCCUUGCGGAGGAUAACCUGUUAGGUUGGUUCUGCAUAGAAGAUGAUGGGAAUCAAAUAAAAAAGGAAAAACAUCCUCUCCUUGUUAGACACAUGCCAGUGAUGAUGGCCAAGCAACAGGAGUUUAAGAUUGAAUGUGCUGCUUAUAAUCCUGAGCCAUACCUUGCUGGAGAAACAGAGCCAGAUUCCUGUGCUGUGGAACAUGGUUUUCUUUGGAUUGGCAGUUGUACUAAUCAGAUGGGCCAGAUUGCAAUAGUCUCGUUUCAAAGCUCCAGCCCCAAGGUUAUUGAGUGCUUCAAUGUGGAAUCACGGAUUCUCUGCAUGGUCUACAUACCAGAGGAGGAGAAGCUGAAAGAGCAAAACAAAGCUCCAGACUCUGAAAGUGUUCUUGCAAAAACAUGUAAUGUGCCUACUAUUUGCCUUGGCAUGGAAGAAGGAAGCAUUUCUAUUUACAAAAGUUGCCAAGGCUCAAAGAAAAUUCGACUUCAACACUUCUUCACUCCUGAAAAAUCAACCGUUAUGAGCUUAACAUAUAGGUCUCAGUACUUGUUUGCUGGCUUGGUAAAUGGAAACAUCUCAAUCUACACAAAAGCAGAAGAUGGAACAUGGAACAUGGAACCUCAGAAGAUAGUUAAAUUGGGGGUUCUGCCUGUUAGAAGUCUGCUUGUGAUGGAGGAGACCAUUUGGGCUGCAUGUGGUGGACAAAUUUUUAUAAUCAGCACUGUGACACAUUCCAUAGAGAACCAUUUUGAAGCCCAUCAAGAGGAAGGGAUGGUGAUCUCUCACAUGGCUGUGGCUGGAGUGGGAGUCUGGAUUGCCUUCACAUCUGGAUCUACUCUUCGACUGUUCCACACAGAAACACUGAAACACCUCCAGGAUGUUAACAUUGCCACACCUGUUCACAAUAUGUUGCCAGGGCAGCAGCGUGUCUCUGUGACCAGCCUCCUGGUGUGCCAUGGGUUAUUGCUGGUUGGAACAAACCUGGGAAUAAUAGUAGCCUUACCAGUGCCACGCUUGCAGGGGAUUCCCAAAGUAACUGGAAGAGGAAUGGUGUCAUACCACGCACACAAUAGCCCAGUCAAGUUUCUUGUAACAGCUACAUCUAUAAACAAGAAGAACAGAAACAAACUGAGGAACAGCCUCCCUCUUGGCUCAGAACCUAAGGAUGAUGACCAAAAGAACAUUCUGCACAGUGAAAGACCAGGCUCUUCCCUUAGUAACACCCAGGACACUGCAGUUUGGCUGGGGGAUUCAGUGGGGUCCAUCGCACAAAGAAGUGACUUGUCAUCAUCUUCUGGAUCCCUUACUUUGUCUCAUGGAUCAAGCUCCCUAGAACACAGACCAGAAGACAGUAACAUUUAUGAGCUUUUGAAGGAUCAAAAUAUCUCAUUUAAAAGUAAAAGACAGAAAUCUAAGAAAGUGAAAGCAAGUUCAGUAUUAGUAAUUUCUGGUGGCCAAGGACACAGAAGAGUGAACAAGAAGACCAAGCAGCAGCGACAAGAUGAACUAGUGUCUUCAGUGAUGGUCUGGCAAAUCCCACUAUUAAAUGUCUAA
Cinclus cinclus is the source of this 4122-nucleotide messenger RNA. It is a transcript of the gene ARHGEF10, whose product is annotated as Rho guanine nucleotide exchange factor 10. Gene Ontology annotation, biological process: actin cytoskeleton organization; mitotic spindle assembly; positive regulation of stress fiber assembly. The transcript is spliced from 28 exons. The record is from RefSeq and is a predicted model, not a curated record. The coding region runs from base 1 to 4122 and encodes 1373 amino acids. Lineage: Eukaryota; Metazoa; Chordata; Aves; Passeriformes; Cinclidae. Gene Ontology annotation, cellular component: centrosome. Gene Ontology annotation, molecular function: protein binding; guanyl-nucleotide exchange factor activity.